AUGCGUCCAAUAAGAACUUGUGAAAAAAAAAGUCUUAAAAGGUUAAUUGUAAGACUUACUGAAUCAAAUGAUGAUAUAGUUCCAAGCAGAAAACAGUUAUCAAAACAAUUGGAUUUAAAAUAUGAACUAUACGUUUCAAUGCUAACCAAUUUAGUUGCAAAACAUGACUAUAUUUGUGCAACAGCCGAUAUAUGGAGUGCCAAUAAUCAACGUUACAUGGGAAUGACUUGUCACUUCAUAGUGUUAAAUAAUUAUGCUGUAGUUAAAAAAAUAUUUUUGAAGUACAACAAAACCCUGUAG
Rhopalosiphum padi (bird cherry-oat aphid) is the source of this 300-nucleotide messenger RNA. RefSeq lists its product as uncharacterized. The coding region runs from base 1 to 300 and encodes 99 amino acids. Lineage: Eukaryota; Metazoa; Arthropoda; Insecta; Hemiptera; Aphididae. The record is from RefSeq and is a predicted model, not a curated record. The transcript has 3 exons.